AGCAUGCAACAGGAACAUAUAGCUACAGGUCGACACUAUUACAAGUCGCUGGUAUCCCGCUGGAGCUGGUCUGUGCUUCUCAUGGGUGCUUCUGUGUGCCGGGCCGGCCGCUCGCUCCUGUCCCGUCACAGCAGGGCCGGUCACAAGGGCUCUCUGAUGGGGGGGGAUGACUCUCUGGACGGUCUGGACAGACAGGAGGACAUCGCCCAGUUCCCCUAUGUGGAGUUCACGGGCCAAGACAGCAUCACCUGUCCAACCUGCCAGGGGUCCGGACGCAUCCCUUCAGGGCAGAUGAAUGAGUUAGUUGCUCUGAUCCCCUACAGCGAUCAAAGGUUACAGCCGAGGAGAACGAAGUUGUAUGUGGUGCUGUCAGUGAUUUUGUGUCUGCUGGCGUCUUCUUUGGUGGCGUUCUUCCUGUUUCCACGUCCUGUGCUGGUUGUUGAUGAUGGCAUUCGCUCUGUGACCGUGCACUUUGAUCGCAACAACAGCAAAGUGAUCAUCAACAUGACGAGCUCUCUGAACUUCACCAACUCUAAUUUCUUCACGGUGUUGGUGGACAGUGUGAGCUGCCAGGUGCUCUACAUGAAGACGGUCAUCGGAUCUCGACAGCUAGACAACAUCAUCCACAUCCAGCCUCUCAGCCAGAGACAGGUCAACUUCACCGUCAGUAUGGAGAUUGGAGGAAGUCUCUCUUACGUUUAUGCCUUUUGCACCAUGGCAAGCAUCAAGGUCCACAACAUUGUGGUGUUUCUCCAGACCUCUGUGAAAACCUCCUACAUGGUGCGGGCGGCGCAGAACACGCUGGAAGCUUACCGCUACAUCGACUGUGGCGCUAACUCCACCAUCCACCAGCCCUCAGGACUGGUGUGGUCUAAACCUCACCUCCCUCCGGAUGGGAAACCGCUCCGGUGAAGCAUCGGCCGGCGGACGCUCUGAUUUCCCGUGGCAUUUCAUCAGUUUGACUCCAAAUUUUGUGCUGCACUGAAGCUAAACUCAUUGACCAGAGCAUCAUUGCAGAUAAUGAUGGUGUGAUAACUACUAAUUGAAAAACAAAGUCUUAAGCUGUAAUGUUAAUCUAUAGUCUAAUAAGGGUGUUAUAGAAUUCUGCAGUGAUUGAUAAAAAAGGUGGCCUCAUUCAUGGGUUGUCAAUGAUGAGGUGCACCUUUUAUGUAUGAAGCUGUUCUGUGAAAUAUUUUGUUCAUUCUUGAUUAAGUCUUAUGCAAAUACCAAGAGUCAGAUCAAGUGACAUGCAUGUGUGUAUGUUCUCACAGGGUUUGAUUUGUUGUGAAGUGAAAACUGUUCAGACUGCAGUGUGGUACUGAGAAUGAGGGAACGGUUACAAAACAGUAGUUUGCUUCUGUGAUGCCACGAAAACUGGGACUGAGGACAUCAGAUGUACAAUAGCAGGAUGUUUUGUUCUCACUCAAACAUUGUUUUUGACCAUGAGAAUCAGCUUACUGGUUUA
Messenger RNA from Carassius carassius (crucian carp), 1465 nucleotides. It is a transcript of the gene tmem106c, whose product is annotated as transmembrane protein 106C. Lineage: Eukaryota; Metazoa; Chordata; Actinopteri; Cypriniformes; Cyprinidae. The coding region runs from base 4 to 912 and encodes 302 amino acids. The record is from RefSeq and is a predicted model, not a curated record. The transcript is spliced from 9 exons.